UUUAAAUGCGGGCCGUAAUUGUGGCCGGACUCAGACGGCGGAAGACGUCGCCCUAACAGGCUUAGUUGCAGAAGGGAGAAGGUCGCAGAAGAGAGAGAGGGGAGAGAGAGACCAUGAGCUCUUAUACUUUAAGAGAGCUCCAACACGAGCUAGAGACACAAGCCAACAACCUCAGCAAGCUCCAGAAAGAUAUUGCUAAGAAUCACCAAGUGAGGAAGCAGUAUACGAUUCAGUUGGGGGAGAACGAAUUGGUUCUCAAGGAAUUGGAUUUGUUGAAUGAGAACUCAAACGUCUACAAAUUGAUCGGCCCGGUUCUUGUGAAGCAAGAUCUUGCAGAAGCUAAUGCUAAUGUCAGGAAGCGGAUCGAGUACAUUUCUGCCGAAUUGAAACGGCUGGAUGGGAUGCUUCAAGGACUAGAGGAAGAACAGAAUAGCAAGAAGGAAGUGAUCCUUAAACUGCAGCAGAAGAUUCAAGCCCAUCAGGCUGGGAGAUCCAAGUCCUAAUACUCAGAGAUCUCAUGAGAACCAUUGCGUGGAAAUUUUCUGUUUUGCAUCCAAUUAGCAGUUCUCUCUACACAAAAUUAGGCCAAGUGAAUGAGAACUAGGCAUCCCGAAGGCCUUUAUCUUUGUAAUGUUGAAGGUGUCACAAAGGCCUUCAUCUUUUUUGUAAUGUUGAAGGUGUUCAGAAGUGCUAAUCGUUUCCCCUUGUUCUUUGCUCUC
Molecule: messenger RNA, 719 nt
Organism: Nymphaea colorata (pocket water lily)
Lineage: Eukaryota; Viridiplantae; Streptophyta; Magnoliopsida; Nymphaeales; Nymphaeaceae
Exons: 5
Coding region: 114-503 (129 amino acids)
Biological process (GO): chaperone-mediated protein complex assembly; protein folding
Cellular component (GO): prefoldin complex; cytoplasm
Molecular function (GO): protein-folding chaperone binding
Source: RefSeq, a predicted model, not a curated record